UGUCCAUAGAUUCUGGUUCUUAUCUGGUGGGUACCUGCAAAAUAUUUUGUGUCCAUGGCAACGUGAUCGAAAUGCUACACGAUCAAUGCGGCCUAGUAGUAGAUUUUUAUCAGCAGUCCGUACGUUGACAAUCUUAGCACCACCUAAUUACAAGACCUUUGCAUCCUACUGUGAUCCAAACCCUCACCUGGGUGUUUACUGCAAUAAUGAAAGAAUUAACGAAUUAAUCAAAGGCAGGCGUAUCGACGAUGCCCAAAACUUUUUCGAUCAAAUGUCUAUAAGAGAUAGCAUUACAUAUAACUUGCUGAUUUCUGGGCACGGUCGAUAUGGGAAUCCAAAGCAAGCACUGUAUCUUUAUAAGGAAAUGGUAUCACGUGAAAUCAAAGAAACUGGACCCACGUUUUCUUCUGUGAUUACUGUUUGUGGGAAUGAGGGAUUUUAUACAGAAGGUAUUCAAGUACAUUGCAGGGUGAUUUCACUUGGGUUUGGAUUCAAUUUGUUUAUUGGGAGCUCACUUGUCAAUCUUUAUCUUCGUAUGGGACUUGUUGGUGUGGUUUGGAAGUUGUUCGAUCAAUUGCCUGAACGAAAUUUACCUGUAUGGAAUUUGAUGUUAAACGGGUUUUUGGAACUUGGUAAACUAGAGGAGUUAUUUGAGUUGCACGGCCAAAUGAAAUGGGAGGGUGUCGAGCCAAAUGGACUUAGUUUUUGUUAUUUGAUUCGAGCUUGUUGUAAUGGGAGGUUUCUUGAUGAAGGAAAGCAGCUGCAUUGUCAUGUGCUUAAGGCUGGAUGGGUGGAAUGCAAUGAUUUUGUUGUCAAUGCUUUGGUGGACUUUUAUUCUACUUGUGGGAAUUUCGUAGAUGCUAGGAAAGCGUUUUUGUUAAUUCCGAUUGAAGACGUGAUAUCAUGGAACUCUAUCAUUUCUGUAUAUGCAGAAAACGAUCUGUUGUGUGAUGCUAUUGAGUUAUUUAGUAGGAUGCAUUUCUGGGAUAAACAACCUUCGAUUCGUUCCUUUUUGGGGUUCUUGAGUUUAUCCAGUAGAAGAAGGGAUAUUCUGUUAGGGAGGCAAAUCCACUGUUUUAUAACGAAAGUAGGUAUUGAUUCAGGGAGUGUUCAUAUUCAGUCAGCGUUAAUUGACAUGUAUGGGAAAUGUGGCGACAUUGAAAGCUCCCUGUCUAUAUAUUGGAGUGCUUCUAAGAGAACUUUGGAGUGCUGUAACUCAUUAAUAACCUCCUUGUUGCAUUGUGGUAUAACUGAUGAAGUGUUCGAGAUGUUUGGUUUGAUGGUUGAUGAAGGAAUUAAGAUUGAUGAGAUUACUCUUUCUUCGACACUAAAAGCAUUGUCGCUGUCUACUUGGGUGAGUUUGGACAGCUGCAGACUAUUGCACUGUUGUGCUAUAAAAUUCGGUUAUGAAUCUGAUGUCGCAGUUUCAUGUUCUCUUAUUGAUGUGUACUCAAGAUGUGGGCAAUUUGAACUCUCCCGCAAUGUUUUCGAAUUACUUCAUUCGCCAAACAUUUUCUGCUUCGCAUCUAUAAUCAACGGAUAUGCCCGUCAUGGUUUGGGCAGUGAAAGUGUCCGUCUGUUGGAAGCAAUGAUCCGGAAGGGCUUAGUACCUGAUAAGGUGACAUUCUUAUGUGUUUUAAAUGGGUGCAACCAUGCAGGAUUGGUUGAAGAAGGAAAGUUCGUGUUUAACUUAAUGAAAUCUUAUGGCAUUUUCCCAGAACGGCAGCAUUUUUCGUGUAUGAUAGAUCUUUUAGGCCGUGCAGGUCUGGUGAGUGAAGCUGUGGAGUUAUUGCAACAGGCACCAGGAGGGGGUGAUUCUGUAAUGUGGUGCUCAUUGCUGCGGAGUUGUAGGGUCCACAAGAAUGAAAUAGUGGGUAAAAGAGUGGCAAAGGUCUUGAUGGAACUUGGUCAGGAAGAUUUUGCUAUUUAUUUGCAAGUGUCAAAUUUUUAUUCUGAAGUUGGGGAAUUUGAAGCCUCGUUACAAAUUAGAGAACUUGCUAUGGCUAGAAAGUUGAUGAGGGAGAUAGGUCACAGUUCGAUUGAGGUGAAGACUUACCGUUAACAUCCAUUUCUUAUACAGAUAAAACUUGAAACCGAAACCUGUUAAUGGAAUCUUAAGAAAAAUGCUUGAUGAUCUGUUCCACCUUUAUUUCCAUGAGCUGAAAUCUGUUUGCGAAAUCUUCAUCUUCUGCUUAAAUCCUCUAAAGAGCAGUUGCUUUAGCUAGAAGCCCUUGGCUUGUAACUGUAAAAGGACCUGUUUCCCCCUAUUUGCUCAUUCAAAUUCCUUUUUAAGGUA
Messenger RNA from Hibiscus syriacus, 2296 nucleotides. RefSeq names its product pentatricopeptide repeat-containing protein At5g27110-like. Bases 86 to 2062 code for a protein of 658 amino acids. Lineage: Eukaryota; Viridiplantae; Streptophyta; Magnoliopsida; Malvales; Malvaceae. The record is from RefSeq and is a predicted model, not a curated record. Gene Ontology annotation, molecular function: RNA binding; protein binding. Gene Ontology annotation, biological process: RNA modification. The transcript has a single exon.